This is a messenger RNA of Pyrus x bretschneideri (Chinese white pear), 2777 nucleotides long. RefSeq names its product ABC transporter D family member 2, chloroplastic-like. Gene Ontology annotation, biological process: transmembrane transport. Lineage: Eukaryota; Viridiplantae; Streptophyta; Magnoliopsida; Rosales; Rosaceae. The record is from RefSeq and is a predicted model, not a curated record. Gene Ontology annotation, molecular function: ATP hydrolysis activity; ABC-type transporter activity; ATP binding. Gene Ontology annotation, cellular component: membrane.
UGGCGCUGAAUGAUUGGUUCAUUGUUACGACGAAAACUGCCGAAAAGAAUAAUUCAUAUUUUCAGAGAAUCCAUCUGCAGGAAAACACUCAUUUGACAUGUUGCAAUGCUAAACAAACUGUCACACAAGGACUUGUUUGGACGGAAGGAAAAUCCCAGGGAAAAUCAGUUCAAUCACCGGAGAAUUGAACAAAAAGAGAAGACAAAUGGAAAAAAUGAUAAUGCAGGCAUACUCUGUCUCAUUCUCCUCCUCCUCCGCCUAUAACUCCCCCAACUACCGCCAUUGCCGCCACAAUGGAGUGAGAGUAAUUGUCGGAGUCGAAAGAGGAGCAACCUCAAAUGCUCAUUGGCUCAUCUUCUCCACAUCUCCGUCAUUGUCCACCAUGUCCACCACCACUAGAAGCGGCUGCAAUUGGAUGGCGAGGAGGAGAGAGAGAACCAAAGACGUCGAAUCAUCACCUGGGCGCUGUGCAGCUGCCUCGGGCGCUGCAUUGCCGCCGCCAGUUCCGCCAAAUACAGAAAAGCAAAGGGAGGUGCCUAAACUCCGGCCGCUUCUCCGAAGAUUAUGGAAGGUGGCGGCUCCCUAUUGGUCCUCCGAAGACAAGGUGCAAGCGAGGAUCCGGCUCGCCAUAGUCUUCGCUCUCACUCUCGCCACCACCGGCAUCAGCGUCGGCUUCAAUUUCCUCGGCCGCGACUUCUAUAACGCCCUUUCCGACAAGAACCAAAAACAAUUCACGAAGCAGCUGCUUUACUACUUAGCUGCAUUUGCUGGUGGAAUUCCGAUUUUUGUGUUGCGAUAUUAUGCAAGACAAACUCUUUCUUUGAGGUGGAGAGCUUGGAUGACAAAACAUUACAUGGACCGUUACCUAAGCAACCAAGCCUUCUAUAAAAUUCAAUCCCAAUCAAUGAUCGAUAAUCCAGAUCAGCGCAUUGUUGAUGAUCUAAAUUCGUUCACAGGGACUGCCCUAUCCUUUACUGUAACAAUUUUCGAUGCCGUGAUAGAUCUCAUCUCGUUCAGUAACAUCUUAUUCAGUAUCUAUCCUCCGCUGUUUGCUGUUCUAUUUGUAUAUUCAAUUGGUGGAACAGCCAUAAGUAUCUAUCUUGGAAAGAAUUUGGUUUCUUUAAACUUCAUGCAAGAGAAAAAGGAAGCUGAUUUUCGUUACGGACUUGUGCGCGUCAGAGAAAAUGCUGAAUCCAUUGCUUUCUAUAGCGGUGAAGCAAAUGAAAUGCAACUUUUGCUACAACGCUUCACAAGUGCUUUCAAAAAUAUGAGUAAAUUGUUGAUAUGUUCAAGAAAUGUCGACUUUUUCACCAGUUGGUACAUCUAUCUUGUUCAGAUUCUUCCCGCUGCUGUUGUUGCCCCUAUGUAUUUCUCAGGCAAAAUUGGGUUUGGUGUCAUUAAUCAGUCCACAUCUGCUUUCAAUCAUAUUCUUGAUGAUUUCUCCCUUAUUGUCUACGAAAUUCAGGCUAUCAGUGCAUUUGCAGCUGUAAUUAAUCGACUUGGUGAAUUUGACGAUCUGUUGGAUAGGAGCAAGUCGGAAUGCCAUUCUGACCCCUCAGAAGGGAUAAGUUUAAUAUAUAGUAACGUCAAAAGUUUACCGGAACCGGAGUCAAAUGGAUCCAUUCCCAUAGAAAAGCAACAAAAGUUGGUGGAUAUAGAACACUUGACUGUGGAGACUCCAAGUGGUACUGCAUUGGUUAGGAAUCUAUCGUUGGUAAUCAACAAGAACGAGCAUUUAUUGGUAACAGGACCAAGUGGGAGCGGUAAAACAUCUUUGUUAAGAGCUAUGUGCGGUCUUUGGAGUACUGGAAAAGGAAAAAUCAUAUUCUAUGUGAAGGACGGAGAGGAUAAUCAACCGUCCAUUUCUUCUGGUGCAGUAGUUCUUGAGGUAGAUACUGGUAGUGAUAAAUGUGGGGAACUUGGAAGGCCCUCAAAUAGGAAUUAUGAAGGCAUAUUCUUCCUUCCCCAAAAACCAUAUAUGGUAUUGGGAACACUGCGCCAACAGUUGCUUUAUCCUACAUGGGCUGAGGAUGCGAUUUCCACAGCAGACGGUACUAAACCAACUGGGUCACUUCCUUUCUUGAAGCAGGCACCAAAAUCAGAACAUACGAGUGAAAAACCUAGCAAGCCCACAACGGAGGACCUGAUACAGGUUUUGGAGGAUGUCCGACUUGGCAAUUUAUUAUCCCGAUUCAGCAGUUUGGAUACUUCAAAUGACUGGUCUUGUGUUCUCUCCCUUGGAGAGCAGCAACGCCUUGCUUUUGCGCGCUUACUGCUCUCCAAACCAAAAUUGGUUCUACUGGAUGAAUCUACCAGUGCUUUAGAUGAAGCCAACGAGGCUCAUUUAUAUCAGCAGGUUGAAAAGGCGGGCAUAACAUAUAUAAGCGUUGGCCACCGGCGAACUCUGUACGACUUCCACAAGAAGAACUUACUUAUAUCCACCGUGGAUCCCAGCGGCGCCGAACACAAUUGGAGCAUUGAAUCCAUCGAUCGAGAAGCAUCAUGCAACUUAUGAAACCUAUAAUUUUAGUUGCCUUUUCUUACAUUAUGUCACUUGUUUGCUCUCAAAUCUGGAAGUUUUUUGCUUUCAGAAACUGCAGAAGAUGUAUGAAGUUAUUUUGAUGGUAAUGUACUAAAUUUUAUGCUCUUUUGUGAUUUUGUAUAAAAUCAAUAAAAAGUUACAAGAUUAACAAUAUAUCAGCCACUUAGUAUUACGGUUUAGUGCAUUCCUCUUCACUUGUAAGUCAGAGGUUUUAGGUUCGAUUCUCGCUACAAGG